ACUAGUGUCUGUUCAGUAACCUAUACAAAAUAGGGUGGGAUUACAUGCUUAGCAGACUUUACUUGCAUGGCUUCUAUAAGCCUCUGGAGCGGCCUUUAUGCCUUGUUUGUUUAUGGCUGAUAUAUAAACGACAUGGAGCAGUGAUAACUGGGAGGCUGGUGUCCAUCGUUUUGAAUCAUCCAUGGUGUCCCACACUCCCUCCUCCUGCAGAAGGCAGUCCGCAUGGCUCCGCCUCGGUCCUUUUGUCUUCUGGUAAUGUGUAGCACGACUGGGAGAGAUACUGCAUUUUCCGUAGGGGGGUCAGGGAGUUCAGCGCCAUUUGGGGAGAAAAAAAAACUCAGCUUCCGUUAGACUGUAACUUUGCCAUUAAUCCAGCUCCCAGUGCCACACUCAUCGGUACACACGAGUUAAUCAUUUACUAGCUCAUACCCCUCUCCAUCACACUGCUUAUUGCUGGAAGUCAGAGGAGAUGUUGCCUCCAUCAUGAAUAUGGCAAAACAGUGAGAGGAGAACAAAGGCUGUGUGGGACUUCAUGUAUCACUACAUUCGACCACAUGCAUUGAAGGGAGCACAAGAUGAGAAAGAGGAGGCACAGAGAGAAAGAGGGGGAGGGGAAGAAAGAGGAACUCAUGAGGUGAAGAGGAUGGAAGAAGUCUAAGUAAGCAAGGAGAAAACAUGAGCAGAAAUGCAUUCAUAGAUCAGGAGAAGAAAGAGAGAGGAGAAACAAACAAGACAACUAAGAUGAGAACGAGACUAGAGAUGAUGCUGCUAAGAACUGACAAGAUGUUGCCUGCAAAAGAGGGAGGGGGUGAAAAGAAGGAGAGAGAGAGAGGAGACACAUACACACACAGAGAGAGAAAAUGCAUGGGAGGGGUCCUGUGCCACAAGUGCUGCUGGUAUGUCUGCCUACAUCCUUGUUUUCCUGGAAAUCCUAGCCCAUGCACACUGAAUGUUCAGUGAUGUGCAGGGAUCUACCCUUUGGGCCUACCAGCUGGGGGAUGGCUUUGGGAAGGGGCCAGAAAAAUAAGGUUGUAGGCAAAUUUAAAAUCCUUGAUUUUAAGAUUACACAUGAUACUACAAGAUCUGAUUGUUGCCUGCGUUCGCACCAUGCAGUGCCAUUAUGAUUGUGAUGGAUCAAAAUAAAUGUUUAUAUUGAAGAUUUUCCCUCCUUUUAAACAUCACCAAUGAGUCAAUCUCAUCAGUGACAAUCACGUCAAAAUGAGUGAUAAUUAAGAGCAAAAUUGCAAGUUGUUUAGUUCCAGUCUUUUCGCGCAUACAUUAGUAAAGGUCUGGAGGACCUCAGCACCGCAAUGCACAGCUGACAGAUUCAUCCGCGCGUACAGUGGGAAGUAGUCCGGCCUGUUAGAGCAUACUGCGAGUGCAGCGCAGGUGAACUGGGUUCAAGUCUAUUGUGCGAGUCUGAAUACACCAACACACCACCUACAUUAAACAAAUCCGUCCAUUUACGAAGACAAACAAUUGUCUUAAUUACGCCUUCGGGGGAAGAAUUACGCCUUCUUUCCUUUUUCGCAUUCUUGUAUCUCGAGCUAAACACACGCCAGUUAAAUGAGCGAAAUAGUAAAUAAAAAAGAGAAUAAUACUACAAUAUGGACACUGCUUUGGAGACUGACCUCGAUGUGCUUUAAAUGUUUGUGCCGGUAUAUGGAACUACAUAACUGACAUCGAAGUUAGUUGGGGAGAGGCGAGGAAGGCGGAAGGUUUGUAUGGUUGAGUGGGGUGUGGUGUGGCUCCCCCCCCCGCCCUCGGCACAUACACACACGGAGAGGAUCUCCAUGCAGUCGAUACCGUUGGACGAGAGAGAAGGGGAAAGGGAGAGAGAGAGAGAGAGAAAGAAAGAGAGACUCGAGUGAAUAUUAAUCAAGGAUUUAACUAGUAGUUUGGUUUAUUAAUAUCCAGUGCGUGCUCUGUAGUGCGUUGUUAGACGACCAGUCCAUCGCUGAUUAAGUUUCAGCAGCAGAGAGAGCAAGCUAUCCAGGUGUGAAACUGCUUUCCCGGUCGGCAACUAACACAAAUGUUGAACGACAGCUACUAAGCUACCAACUGAAGCUGGAGGACCUAAAGCGUGGUUUUACACAAAAGAAUCCCGACUUGAGAGACGAACAGGGCCAAAAGUGAGGCGAGACAAAAGAAAGUUUAGGCUUGGCCCAUUUUUUUGCUCAGGAGUGUAGACACCCAUCCGAAGCUCAAGAUCGAUCCUGGAGCGGAGAGGCACCAUGCCUUCAGUGAUGGAGCGCUCAGGAGCUGGAGUUCUGUCCCGCAGCAGGGCGAAAACAGCAACCAAUGGCCACAGUCAACACACUGAUGAGGAGAGCAGUGAUGAAGAACAUUCACAUGACAGCAUGAUUCGUGUGGGUGCAGACUACCAGGCACAGAUCCCAGAGUACAAGCCAGAGCCUGAGUCUGACUACAGUGAGAAAGACCAGCGAAGCAUGCUUGUGUGGUCACCCAACAGCCAAGUGUCUGAUGCAAUGUUGGAUGAAUACAUCUUAAUGGCGAAAGAGAAGCAUGGAUAUAAUAUGGAACAGUCUUUGGGCAUGCUGCUCUGGCACAAGCAUGAUGUGGAGAAGUCUCUGGCUGACCUAGCCAACUUCACUCCCUUUCCCGAUGAGUGGACAGUGGAGGACAAGGUGCUGUUUGAGCAGGCGUUCAGCUUCCACGGCAAGAGUUUCCAUCGCAUCCAACAGAUGCUGCCAGAUAAGUUGAUCUCCACUCUGGUAAGGUACUACUACUCCUGGAAGAAGACUCGGACUCGCACCAGUGUCAUGGACCGACAGGCCCGCAAACUUAUUAGCAAGAGGGAGAAGGAUGACAGUAAUGACGAGCUGGAAGAAGGAGACCCAGGAAGUGACAGUGACUUUGAGAUCCACACAAAGAAAGAGCCCAAGCUGAGCUCUGGUGCUGGAGGAGGCAGUGAGAGGAGCUCUGGGAGGUUAGGACCGACACGCAAAGAGAACCAGGGGGCUCAGUAUCGGCACCAUCCACUGAGGGCACGCCGCAGGCCUCCAAAGGGCAUGCACCUGGAUCAGGAUGACAUCGUCUCCCUGUCUGCUUCCACUGAGUCAGGAACCAUCUCCAACCGUCAGCUUGACACUCAGCUUGUCUCUCUCAAGAGACAGGUUCAAAGUAUCAAGCAAGCAAACAGUGUCCUCAAAAGGAGUUUGGCAGAUGGUGUUGAGACCAUGAGACCAAUUGAGCCCACUCUUAAGAUUAACUCCCGCUGGACCACAGAGGAACAGCUCCUGGCUGUACAGGCUAUCAGACGAUACGGUAAAGACUUUGCCACCAUAGCUGACGUGAUUGGGAACAAGACCGCGGGUCAGGUGAGCUCGUUCUUCAUUAGCUACCGACGCCGCUUCAAUCUGGAGGAAGUGCUGCGAGAAUGGCAGGCAGAACAGGAAGUGCUGCGGGGGAACAGCGAGACCAUGAAGGACCUGAACGGGACAGCAGGAGUGGAAGAGGAUGAGACUAAGAGGGAUAGUGUGUCCCCUGCAGACUCUGGCAGUCCAAUGCCUUCCUCUGAAGUAGCCAGUAACUCCAGCCAGUCUUCUCCACCGCUUACCCAACCCCCACCCUUACUACGCCCGACUCCCCCCAGCGCACCCCCAAGCCUGUUGCGCCAGCCUCCUCCUCUUCAAACGCGCCCCCUCCAGACCCGAACGCCCCACAACCACCCUCCACCUCCACUCAUCCGCCCCGCAGUGGCCUCAUCCCACCACCAGAGCGGCUUGAGGAACUCCAUUGGUUCCUCUGCGGCGUCCGGUGCACAGCUGCCUCCUUCGCUGAUGGGGCUCAAAGUGGAAUCACCACACUCGCACUGAUUUACACAAGCUGCUGGGGUUGGCCUCUGGCACUGAUCUUAAACCAGUUCCAGCUUUGUUCGAGAUUAGGAUUUUAAUGGGAACUGGUUCCAGAUCAGCACAAUUUCUAGAACACUGAUAGGAAGAGCAGGUACUGUCCAGGUGGCAAGGGGAUUCAAAAUACACAUAUUACUGCAGCUGUUCAGGCACACAGGAUGAGUCAGGGAUUGUGAUAUAGUGUUAGACAGGUGAAAUGAGUCAGCAGUAGGUUUGACAUCACUCAGAACAUCCCCACUAAACACCAACACUCGUACGGGCAAACAUCUCCUGUCGUCACUCAUCUAAUACAGAAAUAACCUGAGUGCAGACUUGCCAAAUUCAGGCCACACACAGCUAGUGGGCCUCAACUUUAAUGAUAUACCUCAGAGGAGGCCACAGAACCAACCCACAACCACACAGUUCAGCAUGAUCAAUUACAGAAAUGACCUUUGACAGAAAAUAUUGUUAGUACUUGAACCAAAAUUUCUCAGUGGAGAAAAGAGCCUUUAGAUGUUAUACACUGGAUUUUAAUGAAAUUCCUUGACAACUGAAUCACAGGUUUCCCCAUUUCCAUGGCAACAGCAGAACAUGUCCAACUAUGUUACACAGAAGACACCACAUGACGUUCGUGAGUGUAAACUGGGAAAAGGUGUUCUUUCUUUUCCAUUAAAGAGCCAUGUAUUACUAGAACUGAGCUUAGUGAAGCGGUUUUUAUUUCAGUUACCGAGUCCCUGAAAAAUUAGUAGAUAGUAGUUAUGUAGAAGUGGUUAACAUUAAAAGCACUAAAUGACCCAACAUACUUGACUUUUUUUUUUUUCUUGCACAAACACGGAAGUGCACUGAUUCUUCAGUCAGCUAUCUUGCUCUUGAAGGCGAAAUGUGUAAGAUGUUACAACAUUAAAGUUCAUAGUUUGUGCCAGUGGAGUUUUCCAUUUCCACCAAAACUUUGUAUAUGAGAAAUGUUUACAGAUGAACUUGGAUAUGGUUUUUUUUUUUUGUUUUGUUCCUUUGUAGAAUAAAGUGAAAUUAUCAAAAUGGAC
Ictalurus furcatus (blue catfish) is the source of this 4897-nucleotide messenger RNA. It is a transcript of the gene rcor2, whose product is annotated as REST corepressor 2. The record is from RefSeq and is a predicted model, not a curated record. The coding region runs from base 2235 to 3839 and encodes 534 amino acids. Gene Ontology annotation, cellular component: transcription regulator complex; histone deacetylase complex. Gene Ontology annotation, biological process: regulation of transcription by RNA polymerase II; negative regulation of DNA-templated transcription. Gene Ontology annotation, molecular function: transcription corepressor activity. NCBI's taxonomy places the organism in Eukaryota, Metazoa, Chordata, Actinopteri, Siluriformes, Ictaluridae. The transcript has 16 exons.